CAGGAGGAGGAGGAGGAGGUAGGUGGAGAAAGGAUGGCACGGAACAGAAAGAAAGAGUUGGACUAGCAAAGCAGGAUGAGAAAUGAGAAAGAGAGAGAGAGAGAGAGAGAGAGAGAGAGAUCCUUCAAGAACACUUGCUAUCACCAUCACUAUUUGUGAGUGCAUUGAUCCCUCUGUCAACAACGCAGAAUAACUUGGGCCAUGGCUAUCAAACAUCAAAACAUCUGCCAAGCUAUCCCACCUCACUUACAUGGACGAUCUGAAGCUGUAUGGCAAAACAUCAUCUGAAAUAGAAUCACUGCUCAACAAUGUCCACACAUACAUCCAAGACAUUGCGAUGGAGUUUUGACUGGACAGAUGUGUCACGGUCACCAUCAAACAUGGGGAAAAAAAUAGAGAAAACUGAAAGAAUCAAGAUGCCCCAUGGAAAUGACCUCAAGCAUCUGGAUGAAGCCGAUCCUUACAAAUACCUGGGCAUCCUUCAAGCUGACAACAUCAAGCACACUGAGGCUAAGAAGAAGGUUAGUAGUGACUACAUCCUAAGAGCGGAGAAGAUCUUAACGUUCAAACUCAAUGGAGGAAAUACCAUUAAAACAAUUAACACCUGGCCAAUUCCAGUCAUUAGAUGCCCAGCUGGAAUAGUGGACUGUACUCAAGCAGAACCAAAUGUCCCUGAUAGGAAGACCAGAAAAAUAAUGACAAUGACUCAUGCUCUUCAGCCACACAAUCAUGUUGACAGACUCUACUUGCCAAGGAAAAUGGGAGCAAUCAUCUGGGUCUUUGGAUGGAAUGGAUUGCGAUCUGGCCAGUUCCCCGAGGGGCUUGCAUCGAAAACAAGGGAGACCAGCGACCUGUUUCGUCCAUGUGGACCAGCUCCCGAGCAGAAGAGGAUCCAGAUGGGGGAAGCUCAAUUUCCAUAGAUGAUGGGAGAGAAUCUAAUUAUGGCACUGAGGCUGAGAUUUAAAGAAGCAAGGGGUUCCUGUGUUGGGCUG
Molecule: messenger RNA, 992 nt
Organism: Pantherophis guttatus
Lineage: Eukaryota; Metazoa; Chordata; Lepidosauria; Squamata; Colubridae
Source: RefSeq, a predicted model, not a curated record